AUGAAUAUUCUUCUUCUACCGGUGGAAGUCCAUCUGGACAUAUUUAAACAUCUCAACUUUGAGCAAGUAUUCUCUAUUCAACAAACAAAUAGCUAUUUCCGCUCAUUAAUUGAUAAAUAUAAACUUACUUUGGCAAAGAAGAAAUUUUAUUCUCUUGAGACAAUUGUGUAUAAAUCGGCUAAUGAUAAGAACAAAUAUUUAAAAUUGAAGGAAGAGGAUAUUGGUUUGGAUGAUAUGCUUUGUUGGAGUGACGACCUUAGGGAGAAGUGGCAAGUUGCUGUUGAUAACAAAACUCCAAUGUACUUGUUUUCUGAAAGUCUUAAAACAAAGGAGCCUUAUAUCAUCAACUUUGCUAUUUGUUUGACUAAAGAGAAGCCUAAAGGAAAAGCCUCUCGUUACAGCCUCUGCGUAUUUCGUUUAGUGAGAAAAAAGAGGCGGGGCUUAUGGGGGGGGGGGGGGGAAACUACACAAAAACCGAAAAGUCUAUGUUUACUCAUCCAAUCUAUGGCAAUAAGUACCCGAUCACGCAUAAAGGUGCGUCGGACUUGGCAGGAGUCAACAAGUGACAAGUCCGCACGUCUUCUCUUAAAGUUGCCUUAUAUUCCAAAUCUCAAAGGAAUGCUUCUUUGGCGUUUUUGGUUGGAAAAACUUUUAAUACAUUGUGCUUACGAAGAAAAAAUUGUUUUUGAGAAUGUCAUCUUCAAUCCAAUAAUGAUUCAACUGCUAUUCGAGACUAUGAAAAACCCGCUUAUUUCAUUAAAAAUGAAUUAUUGUGAGAGUGGUACAUGCGCUGAUGGGGGCCAGUUUAGUUUUCGAAUGUUUCCAAACUUUUCGGAGGAUAUGGAGAAGGAGAAUGCUUCGCAAAAUUUUCCGUGGCUGCAUUAUGCGAAAUUUGCUCAGUUGUCGUGUUGGAUCUUCUUGCAAGAUGUGGAUGCUUCUGGUUUGGUUAAGGAACUCAAUUUUUGCUUUAUUUCAACUUUUGGAUAUCGUAAUCGUGUACCUAUGGAAUAGAAAUUAUUUGUUUGUA
Molecule: messenger RNA, 1027 nt
Organism: Meloidogyne enterolobii
Lineage: Eukaryota; Metazoa; Nematoda; Chromadorea; Rhabditida; Meloidogynidae
Source: the annotation of a GenBank genome assembly